AUGGCCACGCCGGCAACCCAAAAGCCCCAGACCCCGAAGCAAAUAAUGCUCCUCACCAAGCGUCUGACAGUCUUCCUCUCGCAAAACACCUCCCCCGCCCUGCCGACCCUCCUCCUCCUCUCUCCCACGGGAAAACUGCUCUCCAGCUCGAGCCCAUCCCCAGCCUCGACCCUGCGCACCCAAGCCACGCUCGCCUGCUCCCUAUGGAUGCUCUACCAGCCAACGACCUCGUUGCUGCCAUCGGCGCUGCCAUCAUCACACACAUCAACGCACGCUCAGCUCCAAACGGGGCACGGGGGAGCGCAGGGCCGGGAAGGAGGGAGCAGCAGUUCGGGCGCGGGCGCGGGCGCGGGCGGGAGCACAGCCGGGAAUCCGGACAGAGAGAGGGACGUGGAGGGCGCGGACGACGGCCUAAGCACCGUGACGAUCCAGCUCAGUAACGGGGUCAUGAUCAUCCGCUCCCUCAGCUGUGGCCUUUUGUUCGUCGCGAUUGGGCCUGCGCCUGCUUCUGCUGCGGGCACGGCGCCGGGAACGCCGAGUUUGAAUGCGGCGCAGGGUGCGGGUGUUCAGCAGAUCGCGUUGUCGAGGCAUGCGAGUCCGUCGGCCUCGCCGCCAGGGGAUGAGGAGGGCAGGGAGAGGGAGGUUUCGGGGUUGCUGGCUGUGGGAAGUGCAGUGAUGAGUGAUGCGGGCAGCAUACGGAGCUCGAGUACGAUACGGACGGGUGGUUUGUUGGGGAUCAAGAGGCAGGCAAUGGAGGUGGGGAGGUGGUUAGAUGGGCAGCUUGAAGGGUUUAGGUUGGGGAGUGCGGAGGGGAGGUGA
Molecule: messenger RNA, 819 nt
Organism: Drepanopeziza brunnea f. sp. 'multigermtubi' MB_m1
Lineage: Eukaryota; Fungi; Ascomycota; Leotiomycetes; Helotiales; Drepanopezizaceae
Source: RefSeq, a predicted model, not a curated record